Messenger RNA from Rotaria sordida, 1404 nucleotides. The record is from the annotation of a GenBank genome assembly. NCBI's taxonomy places the organism in Eukaryota, Metazoa, Rotifera, Eurotatoria, Philodinida, Philodinidae.
AUGUCGACUCAUAAUCUUCGAUAUACCGAUGAAAAUUCCAAUUCCAUAAAUAGACGUAGACGACGACAGUCUACUUUAUAUUCGUCUAAUCCGGUUACCGAUUCUUUACCAGUUGAUUGUAUUCUUGUUUGUAGUCAUAAUGAUGAUAAAAAAAAUGAUAAUGAACAAAAUAAUAAUCGUAAUAAGAUGAGUCGAUCUGAACGAAGACAAAGAUUUGAAAAUCAUCUCACGAAUAAACAAGGUCUUAAGCUUGAACGUGUAAAAUCAAUUACAGAUCGAAUUGAAUAUGUUAAAGUUCAUACACCAUUUGAAAUUCUUUUAUUAACUGCUGAAAAAAUACGAAUGAAAUUACCAAUUGAAAAAAUAGUUGCAAAAGAACUCGGUACUUCAACACAUAAUGCAUCAUGUUGGCAUCGUUUUACUGAAUGGUUGAAAAAGCCAUUUCGACUUGAUCCAUCAUUGGCACGCGAUGAUAUUGAUUAUUAUACAGCAGUAUAUUCACCAAAUAUCAAAAAAUUUACACCUUUUUUUAAUGAAUUACGAGGUUCAAAAGAAUUAUAUUUUACACCAAGUGAACGAAGUUUAUUAACAUAUGAAUUAUUAUCAAGAGCUCAUUUUGAUGGUGAUGGUGAUGGUAAUGAUUAUGAUGAUGAUGAUGAUGAUGAUAAUCCACAAGAACCAGUAGCCAGGCGACCAGUUAUCAACACAGUCGAUGGAUUGCGGAGUGGUUUAAAGAGACCUGGAAUUGCUCGAUUGAUAACUAAAAAAGCAUAUGAUUGUUGUUUUCCUUUACAUGAGCCUUUGCGAGACAAUCUAACCAAUAUUGAUAAUACUGAUUUAAAUGAUCGAGAAAAAUUACAAAAACAUUGGGCAACAAUGCGUCAAUGUUUAAAAUUUCAACCAUUAUCUUUAAUUCGUUCUUAUAUGGGAGAAAAAAUAGCAUUUUAUUUUGCACUUUGUGGUUUUUAUAAUUUAAUGCUUAUUCCACCUUCACUAGUUGGUCUAAUUAUAUUUAUUUAUGGUGCAGCUAGUGUUGCUACUGAUCAACCAACAUCUGAUAUUUGUGGAAGUUAUGGAGAAAGCACGUAUAUGUGUCCAAGAUGUGAUAAAACAUGUCCAUUUUGGAAACUAAGUGAUAGUUGUGUUUAUUCAAAAGUUUCAUAUGUAUUUGAUAACACAGCAACGGUUGUUUUUGCUGUAUUGAUGUCUUUAUGGGCAAGAUGGUUUAUUGAAUUUUGGAAACGUCGCGAAGCAACUUUACAAUACCAUUGGGAUUCGAUUGAUUUUGAAGAAAAUCUUGAACCUAUUCGACCAGAAUUUGAACGAGAAGCACAGAAAAAAGGUGAAAAAAAUAUCAAUCCUAUUACAAAUGUAUUAUUUUUUCUAUGUAAUUUAAUUAAUUAA